UGCACUGCUGGCCCUCUGUACUCCACAGGCAUUUCCAAAGCCAGAGGACAGGCUGUCAUCUGUAGAUACCCCAGAGCAGGCAGCCAUGAUUAGCCUGAAGGAAAUCUGUCGUGGCCUUCCUCUAAACCCUUUGCCUGAAAACAGAGGUCGGAGGAAAGGAAUACCCCAUGCACCUGUGAGAACCCCUAAUCUCACUGCUCAGGAGAAAAAGCUCGCUUUGCGCAAUGCCCUACGUUAUUUCCCACCUGACAUACAAAAGAAGCUGGUGCUGGAAUUUGCUGAAGAACUCAGGCUGUAUGGCCAUAUCUACAUGUACAGGUUCUUCCCAGAUAUUGAGAUGAGAGCAUACCCCAUAGAAGACUAUCCUUGCAAGACCAAAUCAGCUGCUGCCAUCAUGCUGAUGAUCAUGAAUAAUCUGGAUCCCUCGGUGGCUCAGUUUCCACAGGAGCUUGUCACUUAUGGAGGAAAUGGGCAGGUCUUCAGCAACUGGGCUCAGUUCUGGUUGGCAAUGCAAUAUUUGUCAGAGAUGACCGAAGAGCAAACAUUGGUAAUGUACAGUGGGCAUCCUCUGGGACUCUUUCCCAGCCAUCGCUAUGCUCCGCGAUUAGUCAUUACUAAUGGCAUGGUUAUUCCCAACUAUUCUAGUAGAGACGAUUAUGAGAAGCUCUUUGCUUUGGGAGUAACAAUGUAUGGUCAGAUGACUGCAGGGAGCUACUGCUACAUUGGGCCCCAGGGAAUAGUCCAUGGAACUGUGCUCACAGUGCUGAAUGCUGGUCGUCGCUAUUUGAAGGCAGAAGACCUGUCUGGAAAGGUGUUUGUUACUUCUGGUCUUGGAGGGAUGAGUGGGGCUCAAGCGAAGGCUGCAGUCAUUGCUGGGUGUGUGGGGAUUAUUGCAGAGGUUGAUGAAGCAGCGCUUAUGAAACGUUACAAGCAAGGAUGGCUCAUGGAAAUUUCUAAUGACUUGGACCACUGCAUUGCUCGCCUCAGAGAUGCAAGGAAGAAUAAAAUUGCCCUCAGUUUGGGUUACCAUGGGAAUGUGGUAGACCUGUGGGAGAGGCUUGCAUAUGAGCUGGACACAACAGGGGAGCUGCUAGCUGAUCUGGGGUCUGAUCAAACUUCAUGUCACAACCCAUUCAAUGGGGGAUACUAUCCAGUCCAGCUUGGCUUUGAGGAAGCAAAGCAGCUCCUGUCUACCAAUCCAGGGAAGUUCCGAACUCUGGUACAAGAGAGUCUGAGGAGACAUGUGGCUGCUAUUAACAGACUAACUGAUAAAGGCAUGUUUUUUUGGGAUUAUGGCAAUGCUUUUCUCUUGGAGGCUCAAAGAGCUGGUGCUGAUGUUGAGAAAAAAGGAGCCAAUAAAACAGAAUUCAGAUAUCCUUCCUAUGUUCAGCACAUCAUGGGGGACAUUUUUUCCCUGGGAUUUGGGCCAUUCCGCUGGGUUUGUACCUCAGGUGACCCACAGGACCUUGCUACCACUGACUCAAUUGCCAUGUCUGUGCUGGAGGACUCAAUUCGACAGGGAGUGAGCACAUCUGUGAAGCAGCAGUACCAUGACAACAUCCGUUGGAUUCGGGAAGCUGGGAGGCACAGCUUGGUUGUUGGAUCUCAAGCUAGAAUCUUAUAUUCCGAUCAGAGGGGUCGUGUGUCUAUAGCCACAGCUAUUAAUCGAGCGAUUGCUGAAGGAAGGAUUAAGGCUCCAGUAGUCCUCAGCCGAGAUCACCACGAUGUGAGUGGGACUGACAGUCCUUACAGAGAAACAUCAAACAUUUAUGAUGGAUCAGCCUUCUGUGCAGACAUGGCGGUACAAAAUUUUGUGGGAGAUGCAUUCAGAGGAGCAACCUGGGUUGCCUUGCACAACGGCGGUGGAGUUGGCUGGGGUGAAGUGAUCAAUGGGGGAUUUGGCCUGGUUUUGGAUGGGUCCACGGAGGCUGAAGAGCGAGCUAAGAUGAUGCUCAGCUGGGAUGUUUCCAAUGGGGUUGCAAGGCGCUGCUGGUCAGGUAAUGGCUACGCGUAUGAAACCAUCUGCCAAGCAAUGAAAGACAGUGCUGCACUGAAGGUGACUCUUCCUCAAAAAGUGGUGGAUGAGAACAUCUUAGAACAAGCCCUCAAAUGUUAGUGGUAUUCCAACUGCAAUGUUAUCCUGGUAGAAACGUAUGAUAAAAUGUGCAAAUGAUAAAAGCCUUGCAAUUGUC
Centrocercus urophasianus (Greater sage-grouse) is the source of this 2192-nucleotide messenger RNA. RefSeq names its product urocanate hydratase 1 (gene UROC1). Gene Ontology annotation, molecular function: urocanate hydratase activity. NCBI's taxonomy places the organism in Eukaryota, Metazoa, Chordata, Aves, Galliformes, Phasianidae. The record is from RefSeq and is a predicted model, not a curated record. Gene Ontology annotation, biological process: L-histidine catabolic process. The transcript is spliced from 21 exons. The coding region runs from base 86 to 2116 and encodes 676 amino acids.